Molecule: messenger RNA, 8195 nt
Organism: Bactrocera oleae (olive fruit fly)
Lineage: Eukaryota; Metazoa; Arthropoda; Insecta; Diptera; Tephritidae
Product: PX domain-containing protein kinase-like protein
Biological process (GO): negative regulation of monoatomic ion transport; protein phosphorylation; negative regulation of ATP-dependent activity
Cellular component (GO): plasma membrane
Molecular function (GO): phosphatidylinositol binding; protein kinase activity; ATP binding
Source: RefSeq, a predicted model, not a curated record
GCAAGAAGAACAAGCAUGUAUACUUUGUUUUUGUUUUUCCUUUUAUAAAUUUUUAGAACCAUUCACAAACUCAAUUAACUUUUGUUCACAAAAGUGAUUACACAUUUAAGUCAGCAGGUGUUAUAGUGAAAAUUUCCAAUCAAGUUUAUUUAAUAACACCUUUUAAAUCAUAUGUCACAACUCUAAUACUUUAACCAGGAGGUGAAAAUAAAGAAUUGCGAAAGUCGGCAGCGGAUGUGCGCUUGGUAUGGAUUGUAUGCAUUGAAAAUGGAUCCAUAUUCUAGGAGUAUUAUUUGGAAGACCAAUGGCAAUAUUUGAGAGACCUUUCGGAUAUAGACACAAACUCGAUGACACACAGGCGAUAAUUUGCGUAAUUGAGACAGCACAGGAAGUGAACGGCCACACGGAGUAUUUAUUGCGAGUGCAGCGUGGAGCAAAUAAAGAAAAUUGUUGGAAGAUUUUGCGUCGCUACAAUGAUUUCGCUGAGUUGCACAAAUGCCUCUGCAUAUCAGGUAUCGAUCUGCCCAUGCCAGGCAAACGGCUUUUCGGUAAUAUGCGGCCAGACUUCAUAGCUGAAAGAAGACAAGCAUUACAGAUUUACAUAAAUACAGUACUAAUGAAUCCCAUUUUGGCAUCGUCAUUGCCGGCCAAACGGUUCGUCGAUCCGGACAGUUACUCGCAAUCCUUUCAUGAUCAAGCAGUGCAAAAUGCCAUGCUAUGUUUACGCAGCGAGGGUAUAUGGACAUUGGGUACCACAAUUGGUCCAAUAGGUUGGCGUCUACGAAAACAUUACUUCAAAGUAUCACCAAAGCCACCGGAAAAGACUGGAAACAAGUUACUCGUGAAAAGUGGCUCACAAACACAUCAAGGAAAACAUUUUGCCUCAUCGAGCAGUAAUGGUGGCGGGGGUGGUAGCAGUAGUGGAUCAAUAGAUGGUGGCAGUUUAGAUCCUUCUGAGUUAGUUUUAGAAUGGAUCGAAUACGGACCCGACAAAUAUAUAGACGAAAAGGAAAUGAGUGGCAUACUAAAAAGUCUAUUGGGUUUACAACAUCCACAUAUCGAGCCAAUCGUGUACGCGGCACACAACGAGAAUGGCUGUAUAGCUGUGCGUAGAUUUUACAAACAAGGCACACUGAAAGAUAUACUUUGUAUGGCAACGCCAAAAAAUCCAUUCCUCAGUAAGUACGGCAAUCCUAAGGGCAGAACGGCACUCACAAUGAAACAAGUCGCGAUCUAUGGACGUCAAAUACUGGAGGCUUUAAUAUUUAUACAUUCAAAAGGAUAUCCAUACGGUCACUUACAUGCUGGCAAUAUUGUGAUUGUUGAUGAUUGCGUUAAAUUAUUGGACAUCGAGAAUUACGUUUUAGGUGUACCCGCAUUCUAUCGACCUUUCUUUGUGCAGCACAGUAAAAUCCACUCAGUGGAAGCUAUAGAUGUAUACAGCUUUGGGCAUGUGCUGUUCGAAAUGGCAAUGGGCUAUCCACUACAGGAAUCGGUAGUGCGUCAAAUUAACGAAUGCCCCGAAUCUUUAAAGAACCUAUUGGAGAGUAUAUUGUCAAAAGAGGCAGUUAGAGCUGGUUUACCAUCACUACAGCAACUCAUCAGCCAUCAGUUCUUUGCGCAACAUGCUAGUAGUGCAGCUGGCGGUUUUAGUUGUUGUAAUGAAGAUUCACGAAGAACGCAUUUUAAAUUGUCGCUUAACGCAAAGGAAUUUUUAAAGCAAGCUGCGCUAAAAGCUGAGCAAAGACUGCGGGAAGAACAAAAAUCAGUUAAAAAUCAAAAGCGCAUUGUGCGAGUGCAGGAGAUGAUGAGCUCCGAGGAGGAGAAACGAAAAUCGAAACAAAGAGCGAAACUUGAGCAUAAACAGUCAAAACUGAAACAACAAGGAUCAUUGCAAGCGGGCAAUGGGCGUUUGUCACUUUCCGCAGCUAGUGGAUCUGCAGCGCUUAGCACAUUUGUUGGUGGUGUGGCACCAUUCGAGCGCACGGACAGCGUAUUAAGUAUGCAUAUGCCAAAGGAGGUAAAUACAGCGCACUCUUCUUCCAACACGGACAUAAAAUCACCACCACCUACACCGUUUGUGCAACAAUAUACAGCAGAACAGCAGCAGGAGCAGCAACAUUCUGCCACAAAGCAAAUCACAUUCUUGGCAAAUGUCGAACGGCAAGCAUCAACACCAAAUAUUUCCACAGACACCGAGCAAAGCGGUGAUCCAACACGCUCGGCACUCUUAGAGUCGAUUUGUAAAUUCAAUCGUGGCUCUUUGCGUAAAGUGCGCUCCAAUGACUAGAAAUAAGUAAACAAAUUAUUUAGUAUAUAGCAUAUACAGGAUUAGACAACUAUAACUAUGUAUGUUAUAUAGAGUGGUGAAAAGGAUAGCAGCCAACUGUUCCUCUUCAUAUUGUUUCAUGCACAAUAAUUCCAGCCAAAUUCAAUCACCACCUCCAGAAUAAAAGCUUUUAUAAUAUAAACACACUUUCUAAAAGUCAGCGUCUAAAUUUAAUAUUAAAUAAAUAUAGUAAUAGAAAGUAAACGAUAACAUAUAGAAUUUUACAUGUACUAAUAUCGAUGUUAACGUACAUAUAUGUAUUUAAACUAAAGUAAAAUAAUGCUAUUCAGCAUUCAUCACCUGUUUAAUGUCAUAAAACUACACUGUACUUCACCAAAUAUGUAAACAAAAUAGAGAUUAAUAAUAGAGGAAUUCGUAUAUAUAUAUAAACUAUACAUAUGUAUGUACAUUAAGUGUGGUGUUGUGUUUGUAAACGAAGCGUACAUCUACGCUUUUUACAUAUUUGUCACAAUUAAUCAACAGCCAUAGAAAAAUAUGUAUUAAGUAUUAGUGAUUUGUUUUUCUUUUCUUUCAACUUUUUAAUUAAAAUAAUGUUUAAUGAAAGCACAAUAAAUAUUUGUGUUCAGAUUUUCUUUGUGAAACUCGAUGUAUUGAUUUUAAUUGAUACUUUGAAAGACUUUUUAAAAAAAUUUCAGUUGAAAUGCUUUUUUACUUAAAUUUAAAAAAUCAUUUCAAAAAUAGUAUUUGUGUUUAAAAUAUUCCUCGAAAUAGUGCAAAAUUUGCAUUUUUUUUAGAAAAAUGUUUGUUAAAUAUGAUUUGUAUAUUCUUCUGAAACCAGCUUUAUUAUUUGUAAUCUUAAGUAUAAUUUUCUCGAAACUGAAACCGAAAUUUGUACAUACAUACAUUUAUAUACCAUAAUAGCAGAAAACACAGUUCCUUUAUAAACAACAAAUUUUUGAAACAACAAAAUGUGUAUUAUUUUCUUUUCUACCCAUUCAAAUACGCAGAUUUUUCAUAACGAAUUUCAUUAUUGGUCAAAUUAGUGCAGCCAUUUUAUUUGUGUUCACCAACGAUUGUUAAUUUUAAAAGUGUUGCCUGCUUUUAGGCGCUCUUCCGCCAAUUUAAACAGUUUUUCAUAGCAGAGAAAGUAAUUAAUUAAUUAACGUUCUCUGCGGAAACCUCGAAUUCGAAUAUAUGUAUGUAAGUUCGAAAAUUCGUUAUUUAAAAAUAUUUAUUUUGCAUAAUUCAAUGAGGAAAUAGACUCGAUUUUAUUAAAAAUAUGUUUUUCUUUCACUUACUUUUUAACCAUUUAAAAGACCGAAAUCACUUAAAUUUCUACAUUUUCUUUAAAUAAUGUUUCAGAAAUUUACCAUACAUGAGCACAAUUUUACCAUAAUAAUAUAAACUAUUAUAAUAAACUAAUAACUUCGAAAAUCAAAAAUAUUCACCACAUAUUAGGCGUACUAGCUGUCGCUCUUUAGAAGCAUCUCUCACUACUCACCACGACACCUGUAACGCAAACCUAUUAAGUAAAUUUAUAUAUAAAGUAGAAAUAUGACGAAUAAGCACUAAAAACGCACCUUAGUAUACAUAAUAUUUAUUCACAUACAAAUAUAAAAAAAUCUUUAAAAUCUAAUCAACGUGCACAAAAUAUUCAACUAAAAUGGUUUUGAUAUUAUUUUUCAAAUCAAACUCCUCAAAAAUAAAUAUCUCUUGAAUAUCUUACAAAAAUAUACCAUCGUGAUAUGAAUUAAAUUUGUAUGCUAUACUAAUACAUAUUUAUGCAAAUAUGUCUACAAAAUUAAAAAUUAAAUUAAGUGAAAUUUACAACUAUUACUCAGUGCUUUUAGCCCCAAAUUAUAUUUCCAUAAAACAAUUUUAUGGGAUUGUGACAUUUGAAACGAAGAUUACACUAAGCAACGUUAUAUGUUUUUGUGUAUAUUAAUUAUUUGGGAACUCAAUUUAAUUAUUUCUAAUGUAUUAUUAUGAUUGCAAGUAUUUUUAUUAGUAUUUAAAUAUAUUAUUUCUUUUUUAUGAUUACUUCCAAUUACAGAUGUGUAGAGCUCACUGAUUAUAAUAUUUAUAUAUUUAUUGCUAUAUAAAUAAUAUUGGAAGUAACAUGUAUAUAUUUUCACCAUACACAUUCUAACAUUGAUUAAAAGUUCUUGAAAUUUCUUUAACAAAUUUUGUAAAAAAAAUAUUUGUUUUCAAUUUCGAUUCGAUUAUGUUCCUCGGAACAGAAAAAAUUUGAUUCCUACUUUAAAGCUAAAAAGCACAAGAGUUUCCACCUCGAAUUGCUUAGAAAACAGAGCUAAACUGGCAAACAAGACAUACCGAAUCCGAUUGUUUUUACCGCAUUAAAUGGAAAAAGAUAUUUCAAAUUAUAAACAUUUUUAUAAUUACGAUGUUUAUGAUACCCAAAAGUAAACGUCGAUGACGCCAUAAAGUAUAUACACAUAUGUAUAUAUGUAUAAACGAUUAGCGUGACGAGCAGAGUCCGCCUGCAUGAACUGCACGUGAACUUAUUGAGAUAUCAAUCUCAAAUUUUGCACACGUCCUUUUCUCCUAAAGAUAUGUUUACCCUCAUACUCUCUAAAAAAUACACCUGUGAAGGGUAUAUAGCUUCGGUGCAGCCCAAGUAAACGUUUUUUCUUGUUUUUUUAUAUUUAUUUAAUAAUUAUUAUUAAUUUUUUUCUUAUGUAUUGUAUAAUAAAAUUUUAAUAUCUGAUGGUUAAAAAAACACAAAAUAUUUUGUUUUCAGUUCAAAUUUUUAUCUUUAAUGCAAAUAACAGAACUGAUUUUUGAUAAUACUCUAAAAGUGUAAAUGAAAUGAAUUACAUUUGCUAAUUCUUUAUUUAUUUCGAAGUAAUGCAUAUAUUAUAAAUCCAACUAUUUACAAGUCCAAUUCAGUGUUGGCGCAAUUAUAUGUAUGUAUAUCUAAGUAAUUAUUAUGUAAGUGUGUGUGUGUAUAUGUUUCUGUAUUACUGCAUCUAAAUGUCGACAUUAGUAGAAAAAUUAUAACUUAUUUUUUUAAGACAAAAUGUGUGUGUCAAAACUCUAUAUACAUUUAUAUAUGCAUUUUUAACGUAUUUUUUAUUUAUUUUCAUUAAUUCCAAAUUUCACAGAAACCUAUGUAUUGUAUUUAAAUUUAAUAAUUUGUUAUCAACACAGAGCUUAACUUAUGAUUUUGUAAUAUAUUGAGGCUUAUUUCUCUACGUACCGGUCAAGUGCUGUUACUUCAGCAUUGUGAACAGAGUUUCAUGCUGCUACAACAACAACAACGACCUAAUUUAGUCCGUUGCAUCACCAAUCAAAAAGCAGUAUUGAGGUCUAUAUAACCGGCACGGACCUGCAUUUUUAUUUGGCCGCUGUAGCAUUGCAAAAAGUACAAGUAUUUACAAGUACAACAACAAAAACAAAUGGCGAACUUUACAUUUCAGUGAGUUUUCUGUUCUCUUCUGAUGCCGUUCAAUAUAAUUUUAUUCAUUCAAGCUUAUUUGUGGAAUCAAUUAUCGUUUUGUAAAAAAUAUGAUUAUUUAUAUAAAUAUUGUAUAUUUAUUUUUUUAUGGCAAAUUAAAAAUUGUAAAAUUUUAAUAUAUAUUUUUUAUGCCAAAUUAAGAAUUGUAACCGAAAAACUUUCGUAAAACAAUGCAAUUAGCUUAUAAAAAUAUAUACCUACUACUAUCAAUAAUUACAAUCACUAUUCUCAAUCGUUCAAUCAACACAUUUCAGUUCACCAAUGUGCCAACACUGUCAAAAUCUAUGUAUGUAUAUGUAUGUGUCGAUUAUCCCGAACAAUCACAAUCAGAUAACUUUCUUUACCAGUUCGGUAUGCACUUAUAAAUUACUACUAAUUAUAAUAAUUACAUGUAUGUAUAUGUGUGUGUUUUAGCAUAUAUGUAUGUAUAUCCUUAAAUACAAGUCUUAUACUUCAAAUUAACUAGUGAUAAAUAAUAACAUAUUAAAGUAUAUGAAAUAUGAAAAUAUACAUAAAAGUAAAUUUAGGUAUUUACAUAGAUUAGCAUUAAUGUGUACGUAUGCAUACAUACAUAUAUUGAAAUUAAGUAACAGUAAAUGUGUAUAGUAAAAUAUUGUGUACUAGUAUUUAAUUUUCGCAAAUGAGUACUAAGUACUAAGAGCUUUAUUAUACUCGUACAUAUGUAUGUUUGUAUGUAAGCAAAUUGCUAUAUAUAUAUGUAUAUGUAUUUGUAAUGAUGAUGGCGAAUUAUGUAGCUGAGGUUGACGAAGCCAAGCGCGUGGUUGUUUACAAAUAAAAACUUAUUUUUAAUUUUAUUUUUAUACUUAUAUACAUACAAACAAAUAUUUUCGUAAUUGUUGUAUUGUUGUAAUAGUAUUAAAAUUGUUUUGAUUGUCCCUUUGUAAUAAGUAUUUAUAUAUGUAUGUAAGUAUGUAAGUGCGUAAACUUCUAUAUCUAUGUGUUUGUACUUUAUACCUGAAAUCAUCAAUUUGAAUAAGUCUUAUGUCGUAUUAUAAUUAAAUUUAUGUAUGUAGCAGAUAUGUACAUACAUACAUACAUAUACAUAUAUAAUUGCAAAUAGUAUAUUUAGCAUAUAUAUAUAUACUCACAUAAAUAAUAUUUCUACAAAUGUGUCGUAAAUGGAUUCUUGACUGUGUAUAUGUAUACUAUAUAAAAAUAAAUCAAAUAAAAAAUAUUGCAACACACAAAUAAUUAGAUUUAAUAUAUAGCUUUUCAAGUUUAUCAAAUUUUAUAUAAAAGUGAAGUUAAUGUGAAAUUGGUAUAGAAUUUUAAUUCUAUCGGAAACUAUUAACAGUAAUUUAUACUAAAUAAUAACUUUGGUUUAAUUAGAUCGAGUUGGAAUACGAGUAUAUUACAUAGAUAUUAUAUUGUGGGGUUACGGCUAGUAGUCUGGGAUUUUCAAAAAAUAAUUUAAAAUAUAUAUUAUAAUGAUCCUAAAACCAUUAUUCAGUUAGUAGAAUAAAACCAAAGUUUUCUCUGACCACUCCGAGGGUGUGUCGGAAGCGUUCCACUGCCGCAAAGUCUCUUUGUAUGUAUGGCAGAGAUAUAUGCUAGUCCAUACCCCUGCGCACAUCCUCGCAAUUUGAGCAACUCUUGUGGUAAAGAGAGAAAUAAACUGAAGUUUAUAAAUAAAUGUUUCAUAAAUCAGUAAAAUAUUUGUAAAAGCAUUCUUCAACACUAAUUUGAGCACAAACUACUGGCAACUUCUAAUGAAAUUGCUUUUAUUGUUUAUUUUUCUCCUAUUUUGAUAUUUUUGUCUUUGGAAAACAAAACUUUUUCCAGCAUUAACUUCAAUAUAGUUUUAAUAUUUGAAUUUAUCUUUGAAUAUUCUAAUAUAUCGUACUUUUUUUGGACAUUAUGGAUGUUGGCGGAGAGCGACGUGGUUCCCUCAAAUCGGCGACUGGACGGAGAAUAAGUGCGGCAUUUACAGUUCCUCAAUCGCGGCCAGUUUUGAAAUAUCUACCCACGUAUCGUCUGGAUCCGAAGUAUCCGCUAAAUAAAGAGGUAUGCGAGAAAAUUAUGCGCGCCGUGAUGGACAAUGCAUUCGAAAAUUUUAUGUAUUCACCCAAAACGUCACUAACAUUGUGUGCUCAAAUCAGCGAAGAGAUUAAGAAUCGCAUUAAAGCGCAACACUUUGAUCGUUACCGUUACAUUUGUGUCGUAACCAUUGGUGAAAAGGUAAUGCAAGGAUACUGUUCGCUAGUCAAUUUUCUUUGGGAUGCAGAAAAAGAUGGUUACAUUUCCUACGUUCAUGAUACCCCAAAAUAUUUCGGUAUCGCCACACUUUACUACCUUUAUUAUGAUUAGCUUCAAUUCAAAAUGGCUUUAAAGAAAUUUCAUGCAUAUAUUAGAUAAAUGUUAUUAUUGAGAAAUAAAAAAUUAUGUUUGCAAAUCUUGAUAUCAAAA